Octopus sinensis (East Asian common octopus) is the source of this 2641-nucleotide messenger RNA. RefSeq lists its product as uncharacterized. Gene Ontology annotation, molecular function: protein binding. Bases 111 to 2159 code for a protein of 682 amino acids. Gene Ontology annotation, biological process: signal transduction. The transcript is spliced from 8 exons. The record is from RefSeq and is a predicted model, not a curated record. NCBI's taxonomy places the organism in Eukaryota, Metazoa, Mollusca, Cephalopoda, Octopoda, Octopodidae.
AAGUUUGGAGCAGCAAGAGCAGUAAUAAGAUGAUAACCACCAAACAGUGAAGGCAGACAACAGAGACAGACCAGAUGCAGAUGACAGGCAGUGAUUGAUAUACCAGGAAAAUGAAUUCCAAAGUCAAGAAAUCGGUGGAAAUAGCUAAUGGGGGAGAGGAAGAAAGUUCGAAAAUGCAAGUGAAACGUAAAUCAAAAUCAUUGUAUAAAUAUAAAACACUAUCAAACACAGAGACUGCCACAGAAAAUUCAAGUUAUCUACGAAAUAAUUACUGUUCAAAGUUUACAGUCUUUCCUACAGCGGAUAAUUAUGACCUACCACUUGAAGGGAAAUUAACAGUUUCCUCAGGGACUUUCAAAAAGAAGGAGAACAUCCGUUGUGAAGUUACAUCUCCCAACAACAGAUGGUGCACAAUUCCACCACUGAGCUAUGAUGAAAUCUUAUUAAGUGAGAUUUACAUGCUAACUUCCUCAUGCACCUACAACCUAAGGAGAAUGGCUAAGAUUCUAGUCCCUUUCAGCGUUGUUGACGAUCGUUAUUUUGUUGUAAAAGCCAAUGUUCGUUGGAUCAAGGAAAAUGAUUGGACUGAAACUGAAUUCAUCACAAAGUGUGUAAAUGAGAUUAACUAUGCCGAGAUAACUCUGAGCAGGUUGGGAGCUUUUGCAGUGAGCUGUAUUCCCAAAACAGAACAAUUUCAGUUGACCUCCAGUGGUUGUCUCUAUUAUUCACGUCUCUCCCGCUAUAUCAGUGUACGCUGUCCUAGGACGAGUAUUGAUGGAACAUUAAACUGUAUAUUAAAGAUGACACCCUUAACAGAAGAAAUACUCACCUACUGCCAACAGAACUAUUCAUUACGAUGUGAAGACAUAUUGGGAUGUUCAGAAAUCAUAGACAUAUCAUGUGAUCAAAAGCAUUUUUUCCGGCGGCCUGUUACUCUUAAGUUGCCCUUGCCCAAUGCCGAGGCUAGACCAAAUAACAGGCACCUGGAUGAAAUCGGAGUACUAAUGAAGAAAUCGAGAGACAGUGAAUGGAUUCUUAUGGAAAAUGAGUACAAGUUCACUAAAAACACUGUAUCUUUUGAAGUGCAAUAUUUAGCAAAGUAUUGCGUGGCUCAGGCAGCUCCUGGUCGAAAACGAAGGUUAAAAGAUGGCAUGCGUGUGAUAGAGGAGAAAAUUGAUAUAGCAAUCGGAACAAUUGCUUUGUUUGUUCGUUUUGAAGAAAUGCAGUGGUGUGUUGUGGUUUCGUGUCAUUCUCUGAAGAAUUCAAAAAAAAUUGAGAACAAAUGGAAAGAAUAUAACUUUAUUCAGAUUCAGCCAGAAAAGACGAGCCAGUCCCAUUCCUCUGGCAAACCAUUAACUUACUUCCGGUUUAACGGACCUGAGCUGAAGAACAAUCAGACAUGGGUGAUAUCAGUCAGUGGCCAGAUGAAAGUUUCAGACAAUGAUGAGGAUGACAUCCAAUUGACCUACAAUUAUGGUCUCAAUGAGAACAACAAAAUAUUUUUCAUACAACCACUUGGUAAGGAAGUAAACCAACUGGCAGGACAGAUAAAAGUUUUACCCCAAGACAUAUAUGAUGAAGAACUGAGGAUUAGACUGACUGGAUUGUUUACUGUUGAGGUGUCAGUUAAUGUUGUUGAGGCUUACUUGAAGAAGGCAGUGGCUAUUGAAGACAUGGAACAAGAGAAGUUGAAGGAAGCUGAAACUACAAUUGUUGUUACAGUACCUGUCCAGCCUGUCACUAUUGUGAAACCCAAACUUACAUCCAAAGGCAGCCAUCUGUUCGAGCUUUUUUCACGUUCAGUACAGCCAUCAAAAUUAGUUGAUCGGCCAUCUAGUGUCUUGUCAGGUCGAAGUUUAAUGAAUCUAGCUUGCGUUAUACCUGACGCAAUAGCAUUGGCAACUCACUUAGGACUUUCAGAUAGCAGUAUAAGUGGAAUUGGUUUUGAUGCUCUAGCUGGUCGCCUAACUACAAGAGAUGUCAACUACAAGAUUCUGCUUUACUGGAAAAGGAACCAUCCAGGGAAAGCUGAAGAGGCUGUGAAUGAAUUAGUACAGGGAAUAAAUGAGCUUGGUUUCAAUGAUCUUGCCUCAUUGAUUCUCAACCGACAUAAUGAAAACAGAGGACUCACCCUGGACUGUCUGACUAAUUUUAAUUAAUCAUUCUUACAGUCAUGUUUGCUUUCUUCCACUUAACAUCUUCAUCUACUUUUUCUUUUUCUCACUCAUCCUUUCUUUCAAUUCACCAUUUUUUUUAUAAGACAUUUGUUCAUUUCCAUUUUUGAGAUACCCAAUAUAAUAAUUAACAGUGUUAAAGAUUUACAACUUAUAAAUCAGAGACAAACAAUACACAAUGUAAUAAUGCUUGGUAAACUCUCAGAGCCAAAAACGUUUGUUGUUUACAAUUCUACCACUGCCACAGUUUCUGCUUCAUCAUCAUCAUCAUAAUCAUUGACAGUGGCAGUCACAGUAUUUAUCAACAUCUGUUACAAAUGAUAGUAGUGCCUACCAGAGAUGAGCGAGGGCUAUUAAAUGCAGGCAUCAUGUACCCAAAAUAACCGACAAUCAUCAUUGACUUGAAACUUUAGCCAUGUAUUCUACAGUUCAAAAACAUCAGCAAUAAAGACAUUUUUAUAACAAUA